AUGGUCGCAUGUAUGACUGCAGCAGCCUCGGCUCCCCUUGUGCCCGGUGGUGCCAAGCCCGCCCCAGAGACGAAUAAGCAGCUUCCCCAGCUGCGGGAACUUUCAGACGAGGCCAUUAAGGCCCUGCUGAGCAAGACCCGAAAGAACAAGAAGAGCCGAUUGGCGGGAAAGCACUCUGGCACGUCGCCUCUGCUUCGCCAAGUCCUCCGCCGCUCGCUUCUGGGCCACAUCGGCAAGCACCAGCAAAAGGGAUCCGCUUAA
Molecule: messenger RNA, 261 nt
Organism: Linnemannia hyalina
Lineage: Eukaryota; Fungi; Mortierellomycota; Mortierellomycetes; Mortierellales; Mortierellaceae
Source: the annotation of a GenBank genome assembly